AAUCAGAACACAAAAGGGUCAGGAAGGUUUCAGAAGACUGAGGGGGGUGGGACGGUGUUGUAGUGGAGGGGAUUCUUGAGUUGGAAUUUCCAGCGAAAAAAUCCUGAGCGUGACGACAGCUUCCAGGAAAUCUGGACCGGGUCAGGAAAGUAUAAACGUCGGAGCCAUCCCGACCCAGAACCCAGAAUCCCUGCAGACACUCACUGGACUUCUGAGGCUCCUUAAGAAACUCUAAACAUGAAACUCUCUGGGUUUAAUUCAGUUCAGCUUCAGGACUCUUCAUCGUCUUGGAUCCGAUUCUUCCUUCUCUGCUCCGUGCUGUCUCUGUGGGGAAAUGUGGCCGGCUGGUCGUACCACUGGUCCGACCACAACAUGGAGUGGGAAGAAGCACGAAAGUGGUGCCAACAGAGAUACACGGACAUGGUGGCCAUCCAGAACCAGGAGGAGAUCCUCCACCUCAGCAGAAGUCUUCCAAAGAGUGACAGCUACUACUGGAUCGGGAUUCGUAAGAUCAACGACGUCUGGACGUGGGUGGGAACCAACAAGCCCCUGACCCCCGAAGCCACCAACUGGGCAGCGGGGGAACCCAACAACGGGAAUGACGGCUCCAAAGAAGGUCAACCUGAGGACUGCGUGGAGAUUUACAUCAAAAGGACGGAGCAGGCGGGGAAGUGGAAUGACGAGAGAUGCUCCAAGAAAAAGGCAGCUCUGUGCUAUACAGCUUCCUGCACUGACGACUCCUGCUACAACGGAGAGUGCAUCGAGACCAUCAACAACCACACGUGUAAAUGCCUUCCAGGAUUUUACGGAUCCAGAUGUGAGCAUGUUGUCCAGUGCAGAAAGGAGGACGUGAUUCCCCCCGAACACGGACACGUGGACUGCUCCCACAAGAACGGAGACUUCUCCUACGACUCGCUGUGCCGACACUCCUGUGAGGACGGAUACAGGCUGACGUCAGCAGGCAUUCAGAGGUGCACCGACAUGGGCCUCUGGUCAGAGGAGUCCCCUCAGUGCCAACUGGUGAAGUGUAAGGAUCUGUCUCCUCCUCCGGCUGGACUUAUGGAGUGUUCUCAUCCUCUGGGGAACCACAGCUACCAGUCUGAAUGUGUAUUUUCCUGUGCUGAGGGUCAUAAGCUGGAUCCUCCCUCCUCUAGCGCUCUGCUAUGUGAAUCUUCAGGCCUCUGGAGCGCCUCAACGCCAUCUUGUGUUGCUGUUCAGUGUCCUGCUCUCCAGGAUCCAGAGAACGGAAUGGUCCGAUGUGGAGAGGAGACAGAGCUGAAGUUCAGCUUCAAAGCAGACUGCAGCUUCAGCUGUGAAGCAGGCUUCACUCUAACAGGGCCUGGUGAGGUCACCUGCACAUCGGCAGGUGUCUGGAGCGGGAAGAUACCUGAGUGUGUUGAGAUCAAAUGUCCAGUUCCAAAGAAAGACGCUCAGCUCAUCCCAGAGUGCAGCAAACCUCCCAACAACCUGGGAGUAAACUCCACCUGCAGCUUCAGGUGUGAACCGGGCUUUGAACUGCAGGGAGCGGCCCACAGGAAGUGCUCUGAGAAUGGACAGUGGAGCGGCGUCGCCCCCACAUGCAAAGCCGUUCGAUGCCCUCCACCCGAGGCUCCUGAAAACGGCCACAUCAACUGCUCGGACGGCCCUCCCGUCUUCACCUCGCAGUGCUCCAUCACCUGCGAUGAAGGUUUCACGCUAGACGGACACGAGCUGCUGACCUGCGGUCGCCAUGGCAACUGGACUGGGAAGCCCCCCACCUGUCAAGCUCCUUCAUACCAGAUGUCUGCCAUUACCAGCGGUGUGGCAGUAGGGGGCGCUGCUGCGGUCUCAGGACUUUCUCUGGCAGUGUGGAUCUUGAAAAGAAUGAAGAGUAAAGCUUCCAAAUUUGAGUUGAACAGUAACUCUGACAUCGACGAGCCUCCACAGGUUUACAAAAACAGCAUCGACAGCCUCAUCUAGAGACAGCAAGGGACAGAGCGUGUGCAUGAAUUUCAGAGUGAAAAUGUGACAUUUUAGUGUAAAAAAAGGAUUUCCCUUAAAUUAAAUUCAUGAUCAGAUCCGUAUCUGCUCCCAGUGGGAGUUUUAUGUUGAACAAAUUGUUCUUCAGCUUGUCUGAACUCUGAAAACAUGGCUGUAAAUAUGCAGAAUUCCUGUCACUGAUUUAUUGAAGGUAUUUAUUUAUUUGUAUUUAUUCACUAUUUUGGGGAUUUUUUUUGUAUUCAGAUAUGUUGUGAAAUCUUUUCUGAUUUUUUAUAAAUAAAACGCUGUCAUGUGCUA
This is a messenger RNA of Oryzias melastigma (Indian medaka), 2277 nucleotides long. RefSeq names its product selectin E (gene sele). Lineage: Eukaryota; Metazoa; Chordata; Actinopteri; Beloniformes; Adrianichthyidae. Gene Ontology annotation, cellular component: membrane. The record is from RefSeq and is a predicted model, not a curated record. Bases 238 to 1959 code for a protein of 573 amino acids. The transcript has 11 exons. Gene Ontology annotation, biological process: cell adhesion; negative regulation of complement activation, classical pathway.